Cryptococcus deneoformans JEC21 is the source of this 2690-nucleotide messenger RNA. RefSeq names its product expressed protein. The record is from RefSeq and is a predicted model, not a curated record. The transcript has 9 exons. The coding region runs from base 495 to 2399 and encodes 634 amino acids. Lineage: Eukaryota; Fungi; Basidiomycota; Tremellomycetes; Tremellales; Cryptococcaceae.
CACGAGCAAAAGUCGUCAUCACCUUUUUUCCUCCUUUGUUUCCUAUCUCUUCCUCUCCUUUGCACCCAUUCACAUCUCCAUGACCCUUGAUUUAGGGGUGUCACCUGACUAUUCAAAGCUGAUGGAGAAUGUCAAGAAGGCAAACUGAUCUUUUCUUCAAGUUUUGUAUGCCUAUCUCUUCUUCUCCUUACUCGCCCUUUUCCCUACACUCCACAGCCGCUAGCUUCCCGCACACCGUCUCCAAUACGAACGCGGGGCAGGUUGGAAGGAAGGGGGUCAUACCAGCUAAGAUUUUGAUGGUUGAUGAGAUUGCCUCGUGCCGUGCCUGCAUCGAAAGGAGUGUCACCAAUUGUCACUCGUCUGUGCUUGCUCCUGUUUCUGAGAGGAACGCGGCUAAGAGAUGGUUAGCCCAAGGAAACGGAGUAAAAGCGGGGCACAUGUAUAUAUACUCACUCAACUUUCAUCCCACGCACUCGGGUUGAUGUAAGCCAAAGAUGUCUGCCACGCCGGACACCCCACUUCCUCAGUUCCACCUCGAUCAUCCUUUUCUUCUCUAUCAUCCUGCUCCUUCUAUUGCGGGUAAUGCCUCUGUUUGUAGUAUCUCGACCAACAGCGCCAUACAGUAUCAGGUGCCCAGUCCAUGUCGAAGCAGCAGUUCUCAACUCGGUGUCAGCCCUGCGCCGUCGUGGGACCCAGCGGAGACUAGGCAAAGCUGGGGUGGCUACGAAUGGUGUGGUCAGGAAGGCACCUAUGCUUCCGGUUCGAGGCCCGUGAAUCAAUACUAUAAUCAGACAACCACAAUCAAUACUUACAGUUUCCAGCCGCCGCGUACAAAUUCUUAUGCACAUUCUCAACCGGCCAAGUUUUACAGCAUCAAUCAAACUCCAUCUUUCCCACAAUCUUACAUUCCAACGCCAAACAACAGCUCGCCACCUCUCCUCCCUCAUCAACAUACUCAUCCACCCACUCUCCCUCCUCGCGAGGAUAGUGCACAUUUACCCCUCUAUCACUCUUUUGAAACCUUUGAUCUUCGUCCUUCUCUCCAGUUUCUGGCAUCAAAAACUCCUCCACCUGAGAAGCCAUUGCCGCCUCCUCCUACGCUUGUGAACUCCAUUCCUAUACAUCAGAGACCGAUACCCCCAAGGACGAUGAGUGACAGUGAGAUCGCGAAGACAGACGGUGCCGGGCCCGCUGCAUUCGCGUGUCUUUCGAUGGACUUUGGUUUGACUUCUGGUAUGUCGGAUCCUGGGACUAAAUCUUCGGCAGUAUCACCACCUACAACAUGUUUUGCACCAGGUCAAAACCCCUGGGGAGGUAAUUCAGCAGUGAGGGAUCCCAUCGCUCAAGGUCGCAAUCAAGGUCAACACGGUAUAGGAGGAGUAAGUGUCAACGGCUUUGAAGUGAUUUUCAAUGACCCUUUUCACUCUCCGGACACGAUGGUACCCCCAUCCGUAAGCCUUCCUUGUUUAUCCCCCACGACACCGAUCAAGUUCCGAUUCGCCAAACAUCGGCAAGUCGAACUCCAGCUCCAACCUCAACCCCAUCUUCAUCGUGAUACUCAGUUGCAACAUCAAGCGUCACCCAUUCCUGUCUCUUCCCGUCCCAUAACCCAGCCGGCAAAUCGUACGAGAUCUUCUAGGCCGCUUUUCCGGACGAGAUCUCAUUCGUACCCUAAUCAGUUAGGUAGCCUUCCUCUUACAUCAACUGAGCCGAUGAGUCACAUUCCCGUUUACACUGAUAUGGUAAACGAGAGAGGAAAGAGAACAAAUGAGAAUGGGUUCACUACAUCUGGUUUCGACAGCUCGUUCCACUCAUCAAGUGCUACCACAGCCAGACCAACGCCGGGAACUCUGCAUUUUUCGGCCACUGUCCCUGGCGAUUUCGAUAUGAAUGAGCAGUUAAAUGAAUCCAAGCUUCAGUCGAAAUGUCAUUUUGAUCAGUCAGACCAUCUCCCUCUGAUGACAACGGAGCCAAUGAGCCUGGUGCCAAUUGCAGAUAAUUUACCAUCACGCGCAGUUCGUACAUCAACGGGGUUGAGGAGAAGGAGGCCAUCCGAUGGACGGUCAACAAAAGUGAAUGAAGGACGGGCGAAGAAGCGCGUGAGAACGACGUUAAGCGGAUUAAAACACUUCAAAAGGUUUACUUGCUCCGAGUGCUGCGAAGGGUUCACAAGGAAGAAUGACAUGGAUCGCCAUAUGCAAUGCAAGCAUUCCGACAAGUUACCCUUUGUUUGCCCUGCUUGUAGCAAAGCAUUUGGGCGUAAGGACAAAUUGGAUCUGCAUAUCGAAAGAAGCGAAGAUUGUAAGCGUAGUGCACCUCCCAAAGAACAACGCUUAGUACGCCAUCGUGGGUCGCCAAAAAGCCACAUGAGAACGGCGGAGCCUUGUCGCAUUGAAUAAUCGCCGCCUUAUCAAACAAUGGGCUUCACUUUCACGAUUUGACGAGGUUUGGUGCGUUGUAUGGGGCGGACGUUCGAUUUCUCUAUUACUGUAUCUGCCGGGUUUCCGUGUUUUUCUUCAUUCGGUUUUGGGUUUGAUCACUUUUUAUAUCCCCUAUUAUGUGCCCUGCUGUAUAGUAGGCUGUGACUCUCUAUUUCCCACUGUGUAUCGUGCGUAUUACGAGUUGGUUUUAGGUCCAUAGCCAGCCGCCGUAGUGGCAUUUGUCCUUUGAGCAUGCAACACCAUCAUCUG